Molecule: messenger RNA, 600 nt
Organism: Abrus precatorius (Indian licorice)
Lineage: Eukaryota; Viridiplantae; Streptophyta; Magnoliopsida; Fabales; Fabaceae
Product: 60S ribosomal protein L35-like
Exons: 4
Coding region: 93-464 (123 amino acids)
Biological process (GO): translation; maturation of LSU-rRNA from tricistronic rRNA transcript (SSU-rRNA, 5.8S rRNA, LSU-rRNA)
Cellular component (GO): ribosome; cytosolic large ribosomal subunit
Molecular function (GO): mRNA binding; structural constituent of ribosome
Source: RefSeq, a predicted model, not a curated record
UUGACCGAAAAAGGAGAACUUGGUUGGGGUUUAGGGAAGGAAACAGAGCAAUUAGGGUUUCAUUUCACUCUCAGGGACACAGGAGCUUCAGAAUGGCAAGAAUCAAAGUGUAUGAGCUGAGGAACAAGACGAAAGCAGAGCUUCUGAACCAAUUAAAGGAUCUGAAAGCAGAACUUGCUCUUCUCCGUGUUGCUAAGGUCACCGGCGGUGCCCCAAACAAGCUCUCGAAGAUAAAAGUGGUUCGGCUUUCGAUAGCGCAGGUGCUGACCGUGAUUUCUCAGAAGCAAAAAGCAGCGCUGAGAGAAGCUUACAAGAAGAAGAAGUACCUACCGUUGGAUCUGCGUCCCAAGAAGACCAGAGCUAUCAGAAGACGCCUCACAAAGCACCAGGAAUCUUUGAAGACGGAGCGUGAGGAGAAGAAGGAAAUGUAUUUCCCAAUUAGAAAAUGUGCGGUAAAGGUGUAACGUUGGAUCCGAGUUUGGAUGAUAUUUUUGGCGUCACUUUCUAUUUGUUAUUUGACAUAAUAUUUAAAAAAAAUUUAGUCUUCUCAGGUUCUAUUUUUGUCUCCUUUCACUUAACUUACUUUUCAUGAAACAGAAU